GUCUUGAGUUUGGGGAACAAGGCACACUUUAUGCGUACCUCAACGUCAACCUGAGUGCUAGCUAACAGCUACCGUACCUUGCCGGCCGGCGAUGACGAUGACAGUGGCGGUGGCCAUCAAAGGCGGCGGCGGCAGCCUCGGAGAGAGCGGAAGCCGUUGGGCUGUCCAGUGGGCGGUGGAAAAUCUCAUGCCUGACGCCAACCGUUUCAUCCUGAUUCACGUCGUGCCUCGCAUCAGUACUUCAAUUCCUACUCCAUCUGGAGACACUAUCCCUAUAGAGCAACUGGAUGCCCAUGAGGUGGAAACGUAUAAGCAGGACGCAAAACUUGCUUUUCAGGAUAUAUUUUUACCAUUUACGAAACUAUGCAAAAGAAAAGGGAUUGAAACUUUGGUACUGGAAGGUGACAAUCCUGCAUCAGCACUUCUUAAAUAUGUUACUGACUUCGGUGUUAGUAGUUUAGUGUUGGGCUCUUGUACUUCCAGUUUUAUCACGAGGAAGGUAAAAGAUUCUUCCGUGACAUUAGCAGUCCAAAAAAAUGCUCCUGAAUCUUGCAAAAUUUACGUUGUGCCCAUACACAAGCUCCUCAACCCUCCUGCCACCCCCUUGUCAAUUCAUGAGAACGUCUCUAGACACGGGUCCUUCGACCAGAGAGGCAGCAGUUCUCUUCCCAACUAUAAGAUAUAUGGCGACCAUUAUUCUUCCUUGGUGGAUUGGGAAGAUAAUGACAUAGCCUCAUUUGUGUCAGAACCUAGUGAUCACUUGAAUUCUAUAGCAAUUGAGGCAAUGAAUGAAUGUUCUUCUGUGGCUUCUACUGAAACAAAGCAGUCGGAUGUGCAACCUAAUGUAGAACAACUGGGUCUAGAAUUUACGAACACUGUUGGCAUGUACAAUCAAGCUCUUGAGGACCUUGUCCACGGGCAAGAUGAGGUUCCCUUUCUUUCUUCUAAAUCCCUUGAAGAAGCAAGACAAGUAAAUGCUGCCUUGAAAAGAGAAGAAGUUUAUAAGAAAAUCGCUGCAGAAGAGAAAAGCAUGCAUUCGGAAGCCAUGAAGGAGAUUGAGACGGCAAGAAAUCUGUUCCCUAAAGAGGCUUAUGAAAGGCACAUAGCAGAAAUGAAAGAUCUCAAGGAAUCAAUGGAGAAAAAGAAAAUUAUGGAUCCACACUUGUCGAAUGAGAGAAGGUACAAAACGUACACAAGGGACGAAAUCGAGAUGGCCACUGAUUCCUUUUCUGAGACUAAGAUGAUUGGUGAAGGAUCAUUUUGGAACGUUUACAGAUGCGACCUCAAUCAAACCCCGGUAGCUGUCAAAGUUCUGCAUUCUUAUGCAUCGGAGAAGAAAAAGAAAUUUCUGUCACAGGUUGAAGUUCUUAGCCAGUUACGCCACCCACACAUUGUUUUACUGCUUGGAGCUUGUCCAGAGACUGGUUGCUUAGCGUACGAAUAUAUGGAGAAUGGAAGCCUAGAAGAUAUUCCUUCCCACCAAAGCAGCAGGGAUCCUCUUCCUUGGUUUGUUCGAUUCCGGAUAGCUUUUGAAGUAGCUUGUGGACUUGCAUUCUUACACAACUCAAAACCGAACCCUAUAAUUCAUCGAGAUCUAAAACCAGGGAAUAUAUUUCUAGACAGAAAUUAUGUUAGCAAAAUUGGUGACGUGGGAUUGGCUAAACUCGUUUCAGAUGUUGGCCCUGACAGUAUUACAGAAUAUGGGGACUCCACUAUAUUUGGUACUCUUUACUAUGUGGAUCCAGAGUAUCAAAGAACGGGAACCGUCCGACCUAAAUCUGAUCUAUAUGCUUUUGGAAUCAUUGUCCUCCAAUUGCUGGCUGCACAGCAUCCAAAUGGGCUUUUGUUGAAAUUUGAAAAUGCUCUUUCCAAUGGUUCGCUCCUUGAUAUACUGGACAAGUCUAUACCGGAUUGGCCACUUGCUGAAGCAGAGGUUUUGGCUCAGAUGGCCCUGAAAUGCUCCAGACUAAGAUGCAGAGAUAGGCCAGAUCUUGAAACUGAAGUGUUGCCGCUUUUGAAGAAACUUGCUAAUAUGGCAAAUGCUACUCCAAGGGUACAGAGCAAUAGUAUUCAUGCACCUAACGAAUACUUCUGCCCGAUACUUAAGGAAGUAAUGGAGGAUCCAUACAUUGCCGCUGAUGGUUUUACAUACGAGCACAGAGCAAUCAAAGCAUGGCUUGAUCGACAUAGUCUUUCGCCGGUAACAAAGCUUAGGCUCCAGCAUAAAGUGCUUAUCCAAAAUCACACAUUGCGUCGCGCCAUUGAGGAUUGGAGGUCACGCAUAACAUCCUCAUCUGGUUAAGUAUUCAUAGUCUGCAGUUGCUGUGCAUAAAUCAAAGCUAGCACUUUAUUCCACAAAGAGAGUUUCGAGUGAAGAAUUUUCUAUGUAGAUAAUUGCGACUUAAGGUUUUGUGACUCACAGAAAGAACCUAUUGCGAUGAUUAUUCAACCUCAACUAUGUGGAAGUGUACGUUCCGUAUCUUCAUCUGCAAUCUUUCUACAUGGAUUUGAAAUACAAUCAGCCAUGUAUUUUGGGCUUUUCUUAA
Molecule: messenger RNA, 2546 nt
Organism: Rhododendron vialii
Lineage: Eukaryota; Viridiplantae; Streptophyta; Magnoliopsida; Ericales; Ericaceae
Product: U-box domain-containing protein 34-like
Exons: 9
Coding region: 92-2302 (736 amino acids)
Biological process (GO): protein ubiquitination; protein phosphorylation
Molecular function (GO): protein kinase activity; ATP binding; ubiquitin-protein transferase activity
Source: RefSeq, a predicted model, not a curated record